AGAGAUGUUGAUAGAUGUCCCAUAUACUGGCUUGCACGAUUUAACAGAACGCCAGAGAAGGCGUGGAAGUGUCAAACUCUUGUACAUAAACAGUCCUCGGCUGUUACAUGCCAGAAUCAUCCCAUAAGUGCUGGGUCCGAACAAUUGCUACGACAGGAUGUCUAGUGCUCAGCCUGCUACUGACUUAUGGUUGGAAAGGUCGAGGUUGGAUGGAAUGAUUCUCGGAGCUGUCUCGUAUGGCUUCUACGCUUUACUUACUAUUCAAGCGACCAGCGCUAUCCUCCACAAGUCCAGGGGUAACGAUGAUAAGAAGAAGAAGAUUGCGUUGCUGUCUUAUGUUGCAAUUACAUUCGUACUUGCUACCAUUGGAUUUGCCGGAAAUGUGAAGUAUACACAAAUGAUAUGGGUCGAUCUACGCAAUGCUCCCGGAGGACCUGAUGCUUUGAUUGAUCUCGAACUGGACUAUUGGAUCAAUAGGAUGGCGCUCGCAAGCUACUAUAUUAUGGAAUGGGUCAUGGAAAUUCUCUUGUUAUACAGAUGCUUUGUAAUCUGGAGAUGGAAGCCGUACAUUGUUCUUCCGAUGAGUGCGCUAUUCCUUGCCUCCGUUGCCAUGUCUAUCCUUGUCUUGACCGAAUCCAUAGGCGCCGUGUUCUAUAACAUCAAAGUUCAGCUUGCAUACCUCUGCAUAGCUGUAGGCACGAACAUUAUAUAUACCAUCCUUGUCGUCGCCCGCCUCGUCGCGGUUCGCAACCAAGUACGCGAGACACUUGGAGCCGAACACGCCGAAACGUACGUGUCUAUAGCGGCGAUGGUAGUUGAAUCCGCAGCCAUGUAUUCGGCGUUAGGAGUUAUUUAUAUUGUAGCCUUCUCCGUCCAUUCGAAUGUGUCAAAUCUUGUUUUCUUAUCUAUAAGCCACGUCCAGGGCAUCGCGCAACUCUUCAUUAUUUUACGAGUAGCGCAUAAUCGUGCUUACUCGGACCGCAUCACCACCAGGACCUCAGAACCAACCACAUUAGCGUUUGCUUCACACUCCGUUCACCAUGCUACCCUCCCCAACAUGCACUCAUCGUCAGAAUCUUCUGAUGCGAUAGCUACUGUGGCAGAGAAGAAAAAUCUGGAUGAGAAACAACUGUCCUCGGCUGAAGCGUCAGACCAGGCACUGGCUCAGGUGUAA
Molecule: messenger RNA, 1174 nt
Organism: Fomitiporia mediterranea MF3/22
Lineage: Eukaryota; Fungi; Basidiomycota; Agaricomycetes; Hymenochaetales; Hymenochaetaceae
Exons: 6
Coding region: 158-1174 (338 amino acids)
Source: RefSeq, a predicted model, not a curated record